AUGCCCGAUCAUCGGCAUUACAUGCAGCUAGCCCUUGCAGAGGCCCGUAAGUCCCCUCCAAAGCCGACCAACUUCUGCGUGGGCGCCGUCCUGGUGGACUCCAUCCGGGACGAGGUCCUGUCCACGGGCUACACCCUCGAGCUGGAAGGCAAUACGCACGCGGAGCAAUGCGCGCUUCAAAAGUUCGCGCAGAAAUAUCACCGCCCGGUGGCGGAGAUCGGGCAAUUCCUCCCGCCCGGCACGGUUCUGUACACGACGAUGGAGCCAUGCGCGCUCCGCUUGAGCGGGAACCUCCCCUGCGUAGAUCGCAUUCUACAAACCCGAGAUGGUGGUGCGGAAGGGGUCCGAACGGUGUACACGGGCGUCCACGAACCGGAGAAGUUCGUCGGGGAGAAUCGAGGGCGGAGCCAGCUCGAGGAGCACGGCGUCGAAUGCGUCCACAUCUCGGGACUCGAGGAUGAGAUCCUGCAAGUCGCCCAGGCCGGACACGAAAGAGAAGCAUAA
Molecule: messenger RNA, 504 nt
Organism: Eremomyces bilateralis CBS 781.70
Lineage: Eukaryota; Fungi; Ascomycota; Dothideomycetes; Eremomycetales; Eremomycetaceae
Product: cytidine deaminase-like protein
Exons: 1
Coding region: 1-504 (167 amino acids)
Molecular function (GO): diaminohydroxyphosphoribosylaminopyrimidine deaminase activity
Source: RefSeq, a predicted model, not a curated record